CGAGAAAAGCUGUGAGGAGAUAAAGCAAUUUCUACUACAGUAUUGUCUGAAGCAAAUAUUAGAAGAUUACAAUAUGAUUCCAGAUCCAAUGUCCAAUUUCUACGAUGCCCUUUGUGUUGGAAUUGAUUGGUUUGAAAAUCUCAAUACUGAUGGUUUCUUUCAACUCUCUCCUGAUAAUUCUGAAGAUGAUGAAAUGGAACAACCCACUCCAGACUGCCAAAAUGAGCCGCCGGAGCAACCGGAAGAGCAGCCUCCAAGACGACGACCCUCCCUUGCUGCACAGCGACAAAGAACGGGAAGAAUGACGGUGAAUGACGUGUGGGAAUAUCUUCAUCUUCCAAUAUCAGAAGCUUCAAAAAAACUGAAUGUGUGCAAUACUGUAUUGAAGAAAAUAUGCCGUCGGAGCGGUCUUAGCCGGUGGCCUUACAGAAAGAUACGUAGUUACGAGAGACGAAUAGCUGCACUGAGAGCCACCAUGAAUUCAAGCUACGGAGAUACGAGAGUUCGAGCUGAAGCCGAGAUUGAAAGGGUUCAAAAAGAACUUACUGAUUUUUGUGCUCGAAUCAGGAUUUGAGUUCUUUUCCCCUCGUUUUUUCGUAUACUUUUACUUGAGUUCUUGUGUGUUUUCGUGUGUUUUUUUGGUCAUUUUAGGUAAAGCAUAGUUAGUUGAAACUAAAAUUUUGUUGUGUAUAAUUUAGCAUUACUAUU
Molecule: messenger RNA, 708 nt
Organism: Cucumis sativus (cucumber)
Lineage: Eukaryota; Viridiplantae; Streptophyta; Magnoliopsida; Cucurbitales; Cucurbitaceae
Product: protein RKD3
Exons: 4
Coding region: 74-574 (166 amino acids)
Molecular function (GO): DNA-binding transcription factor activity
Source: RefSeq, a predicted model, not a curated record